Messenger RNA from Medicago truncatula (barrel medic), 1823 nucleotides. Its product is annotated as probable protein phosphatase 2C 28. Gene Ontology annotation, molecular function: cation binding; protein serine/threonine phosphatase activity. The transcript has 5 exons. Gene Ontology annotation, biological process: protein dephosphorylation. The record is from RefSeq and is a predicted model, not a curated record. Lineage: Eukaryota; Viridiplantae; Streptophyta; Magnoliopsida; Fabales; Fabaceae. The coding region runs from base 407 to 1600 and encodes 397 amino acids.
CAUUGGUGAACCUCUGCUUAGCUGGCUCCAACCUCUUUUUAUGGACCUUGUCUGCCUCACUCCUUCUUCCUUGCCUGCCCAUUCUCAUUUCACAAGUAAAGUAGUCAGAUAGUACUAAGUAAUUCGCUUUCACACCCCCCCUUUUUUUUUCUUCUUCUUCUUCUUCUUCUUCUUUUUCAGCAAUAAAUAAAUACCCAGAUCUAAUGAUUUCACACGCUCUUCAUAAUUCUCAGAUCAUCUUUUUCUUCAUCCGUGUCAUCCAAUAAAUUCUUUGUUUGUGGUGGAUCAUCAUCAUUGUUGUUGUGAGGAUUGCAGUGGUGUAGCUAUAUAGUCAAAUUAGUCUCUAGUGAGUGAAAGUUGUAGGUUAGAUGUUGAAAUCCUUGAUGGUUGUUUGGUGAAAUGAGGUAUGUUAUCGGAGUUAGUGAACUUUUUGAAGGCCUGCUUUCGGCCGGGUUCGGAUGGAUAUGCUCGCACAACGUCGGAUGCUGGAGGUAAACAAGAUGGACUAUUAUGGUAUAAAGACUCAGGGCAGCACAUAUGUGGUGAUUUUUCGAUGGCUGUAGUUCAAGCCAAUAACUUGCUGGAAGAUCAGAGCCAGAUUGAAUCUGGUAGUUUGAGUUUGAAUGAGUCUGGCCCUCAUGGAACCUUUGUUGGUGUCUAUGAUGGACAUGGAGGUCCUGAGACGUCGCGGUUUAUCAACAAUCACCUAUUUCAACAUCUCAAGAGAUUUACUUCCGAGCAACAAUCUAUGUCAGUUGAUGUAAUCCGCAAGGCAUUCCAAGCAACAGAAGAGGGGUUUAUGUCACUGGUUUCGCAGCUGUGGUCAAUUUCACCGCAAAUUGCAGCAGUUGGGUCUUGCUGUCUUGUUGGUGUUAUUUGUAAUGGAACCCUUUAUAUAGCAAAUCUUGGUGAUUCCAGGGCUGUUUUGGGAAGAUUAGUUAAAGCAACUGGCGAGGUUUUAGCCAUGCAAUUAUCAACAGAGCACAAUGCAUCAAUAGAGUCUAUAAGACAGGAGCUUCAUUCUAUGCACCCUGAUGAUUCAAAUAUUGUUGUUUUAAAGCAUAAUGUUUGGCGUGUGAAGGGAAUUAUUCAAAUUUCUAGAUGCAUUGGCGAUGUAUAUUUGAAAAAAGCCGAGUUCAAUAGAGAACCAUUAUAUGCCAAGUUUCGAGUUCCUCAGCCGUUCAAGAGGCCAAUACUGAGCUCAGAACCAUCAAUACUAGUGCAUCAGUUGCAGCCCCAAGAUCAAUUUAUUAUAUUUGCAUCUGAUGGGCUCUGGGAGCACUUCAGCAAUCAAGAAGCAGUUGAUAUAGUUCAAAACAAUCCUCGCGCUGGAAUUGCAAGGAGGAUGGUGAAAACUGCACUUAAAGCAGCAGCAAAGAAGAGAGAAAUGAGAUAUUCAGAUUUAAAUAAAAUUGAUCGUGGAGUUCGGCGACAUUUCCAUGAUGAUAUCACUGUGAUUGUUGUGUUUCUUGACUCAAAUCUUAUGAGUAGAGCAAGCACUGUGAAGUUCCCUGGUAUUUCUGUUAGAGGAGGUGGUGUUAGCAUCCCUCACAACACAUUGGCACCUUUUACUACUACAACAGAUAAUGGUGGUACUUGAUCAUGUUUAAUUUAAUUUAAUUGGGAUCUAUACUAGUAGGAUUUAGAGUAUGUAGAAAUAUAAUUUAAAUUGCAUAUCUUUUGAAGGCAUAACAAAUUCAACCAUCUUUAACAAUCUCUGUCUGAAAGAACUGUGGUGCUUUAAUGUCCACUUCAUAAACAGGAUUUUUGUUUGUGGAGAUAUCCGAUUUAUACAAAAGAUAGUAAUAUGAUUCAGAUGAAUA